GCUGAAUUCCGUUCGCGUGUUUUGAUAAACCAGCGUCCUUUAGGAGACGAGAAGUCCUGUAAAAUUGCUCAGCGUUCACUUUUCUUUUUGUCUCCUGGAUGUUUCAACAAUGUCCGACAUUCAGGGCCUUUCAGUCUUUCCUGUGGAGGUCCAUCAGAUUUUAGAGGGAAAAGAAGAGGUUUUGCUUGAUCAGCAGGAGAGAGACUCCAGUCGAAACCAUGAUAUUAUCAAGUCUCCAUAUGUUAAAGAUGAACCGGAGGAAUUGUUGAACAGUCAGAAUGGUGAGCAACUUCACAAACCAGAGAACGCUAAUAUCAUCAAGUUCACUUUUGUUCCUGCCCCUAUGAAGAGUGAAGAAGAGGAGGACAAACCUCAGUCUACACAUCUUCUUCAAAUAAAAACUGAACAGAUGGAAAAUGGAUGUGAUGGAGAGGACUUUGGAGAACGGAGUGCAACCACGUACCUUGAUCCAGAGAGAAUUCUACAAACAGAGACUGAGAUCAAGAGUGAGGACUCCUCUGGGAUUGAGACUGAUGACAGUGCUGAUUGGAUGGAGACAACAGAACAGCAGUCAGGUUCAAAACCAGUGGGAAAAGUAAAAAAUAAUGGUAGAAAAGGGGAUAAGAAAGCACAUCGCUGCACUGAGUGUGGGAAAAGAUUUAGGUGCAAAAGUUAUCUUAAUUAUCACAUGAAAAUUCACUCAUCAGAGAAACCCUUCAGCUGCUCAGAGUGUGGUAAAUGUUUUAAAAUCCCAAGGUCUCUCAAAGAGCAUAUGAGAGUUCACACAGAAGAGAAACCCUUCAGCUGUUCUGAAUGUGGUAGAGGAUUUUCCCGACAGAGAUAUUUGACCUCACACAUGAGAACACACUUGAAAGAGAAACCUUCUGAUUGUGGUAAAAGAGUUAACGAGGCCAGUCACAUGUUAGUUCCCACAAGACCGAAAUGUUUUACGUGCUCUGAUUGUGGUAAAAGGUUCAGCCAAAAAUGUAGCCUCAACACACACAGCAGAAUUCAUUCAGGAGAGAAACCUUAUAGCUGCUCUGAGUGUGGUAAGAAAUUUAGAUAUAAAUAUCUUGUCACAAAUCAUAUGAGAGGUCACACAGGAGAUAAACCCUUUAACUGUUCUGUGUGUGGAAAAAAAUGUAACCAGCAGUAUGAUCUUACAUGCCAUAUGAGAUGUCACACAGGAGAGAAACCCUUCAAAUGCUCUCAGUGUGGAAAAAGAUUUAGUCGCAAUGAAAAUCUGACCAGACACAUGCUUAUUCACACUAGAGAGAAACUCUCCUCCACUGAGUACAGGAAAGAAGUAAUCCCUAAAGAGCAGGUGGUGAAAAAGACCCAUGCAGUAGAAAAACGUUUUAGCUGCUCUGAGUGUGGUAAGAAAUUUGUGCAUAAAUAUGAACUUAUAAAUCAUAUGAGAAGUCACACAAAAGAGAAACCCUUCAGCUGCUCUGAAUGUGACAAAAGAUUUAGCCUUAAAUGUACUUUGACCACACACACAACCAGAAUUCACGCAAGAGAGAAACUCUUGAAAUGCUCAAAAUGUGUUAAACGGUUUGUCCGACAAGAUUCUCUGACCAAGCAUAUGUUAGUUCACACUCAACAGGAAAGAGAGACUCUUUAACUUUUCCUACCAUGUUAAAAAUUCUCUUUAAAGUCUUGUCUAGCAUUUAACAGAGCUUAGAGAUCAAUUCACUGCAAUGUUUUUACUAAAGGUUACCUUGGCCUCAUGAAUAUAUUCACAACUGGGAUGAUGGUCAGAAUCAGAGGCUCUUCAAAACCAAACUGAGGAGAAAAUGGAGUCAGAAUCAGGAGCUGAUGGAAAGGAUUGUGGAAGAUCAGAACCAGACAGGAAAUCUGAUCCAGAGAGACAUUUACAAGCAGAGACUGAGGCCUUCUCUGAAUCUGAGAUCAAAAACAGGAAUGACCAUUGUUCGGAGACCAGGGAACAUCAGUAAUGUUUAAACUCUAAGGUGUUAAAAAUAUCCCUUGACAAAAUUUUGAUGCUACACUUUUGAAACAGCACUCUGAGUCUCACAGAGAGAAACCAUCUUAACAAUACAAUACCUUAUCUUUUGAGAUGAAGUUACCACUGAUGUAAAACUUACACUGGUCUGAUUUUUUUAAGUUUUUACAGCAACAAAAUCCUUUAAUGCUCAGACUUUGAGAG
Messenger RNA from Cheilinus undulatus (humphead wrasse), 2170 nucleotides. Its product is annotated as gastrula zinc finger protein XlCGF57.1-like. The transcript has 2 exons. Lineage: Eukaryota; Metazoa; Chordata; Actinopteri; Labriformes; Labridae. The coding region runs from base 110 to 1624 and encodes 504 amino acids. The record is from RefSeq and is a predicted model, not a curated record.